This is a messenger RNA of Cydia pomonella (codling moth), 1315 nucleotides long. RefSeq lists its product as uncharacterized. Gene Ontology annotation, cellular component: transcription regulator complex; nucleus. NCBI's taxonomy places the organism in Eukaryota, Metazoa, Arthropoda, Insecta, Lepidoptera, Tortricidae. Gene Ontology annotation, biological process: regulation of transcription by RNA polymerase II. Gene Ontology annotation, molecular function: DNA binding. Bases 520 to 1245 code for a protein of 241 amino acids. The transcript has 4 exons. The record is from RefSeq and is a predicted model, not a curated record.
GGCCAUGGCCUGUCCUCAAAACCUGACGACAAGCGCACAAUUCUAACAAAACUAAACCACGUAAAUUUUAUCAACUUAAAUAAUUUUAUCAACCUUUUAAAUUCUUCUAAAUGAUUGUUAAUCUUGUAUUCAGCGACACACCGGCAUCGACACCGAGUCACAGAUUCGCGCCAAACCCUUUUUAAACUGAAAUGAACGUUAACUGUGGCUAUUAAAGUUGAUAUUAUAUGACCGCUGUGAUGUGUGGAUGGCGAGUUACAAAUUCGCACGAAACACUACAAAUAUAAUCUUAUUGUUAUUCAGAAAUAAACCUUAACCUAUUGUCGUUAAAGUCGAUAUUGGCAUGAUCGUUGUUAUCUGUGAAAGGCGACUUGGCAACAGCGCGUGGAUGUGGCGAGCGUGUUGUCUCGCUCUCACUACGCCUGUCGCUGCGUUGUGGCGUGGUUAGCCAGUUUUGAUCGAGUAGGUUAAGAGGCCACAUUGCGCGAAGAUACGACGUUGAAUUACUGGAUUUAUAAGAUGGAUAACCCAACCUUCGUACUCGGUUUCGUAAAGAUCGUCGAGAGGCACCCAGUGCUCUACGACCAAAAAUUACCCCACCGCACCCCGCAUCUCUGCAGCUUAACGUGGGAAAAAGUCGCAGAAGAAGUCAGGAAUGAGUUGCAAGAAAAUUGUGCAGUUGACGAUUUAAAGGCGAAAUGGAAAGGAAUACGUUCAUCUUACGCGAGAUUUAAAAGGAAGAUUGAACAAUGCAAAGACGGUACAAAGCAAUACUCUAUGAUUCAGUCACUCCCCGGAGCACUCGAUGAUAAUCAAGGCAGCGAUGUCGAAGAUUGGGAUUCUGAAUUAUCGAUGCAGAUGUUGAACGAAAAUCCUAAUAGUAAUAAACAUUAUAGCCUCAGUUCCAGCAACUCUAUAGCAAUGCCAGUGUGCAUAGGCAAUAACCUUGUACUUAACUCAUCAGUAAAAAUAGAACCAAUAGACGAAGAUCAACACGUGGACACUACAGACAUUACUAACGAUGACAACCAACUAGGUACAGAAAAUAAAUAUGAAUUAAAACGGAAAGAACCUAUGGAUAUAUUUGAAGCUACCACUGCAAAAAUACAAAAGACUGAAGAGAACGCCGAUUUGCAAUUCUUCAAGAGUAUAUUACCUGAUAUUGAUCACUUCACAAAAUCUGAAAAGAGGAAAUUCAAGAUGGGUGUGCUGAAAUUAAUAGAUGACAUUGAAAAUAACCGUUAGGAUGGUCUGGAUGUAGGUAAAGUACAACGAAAAAGUAUUGACUUAGCAAUUAUUAAAUAACCUACUUCAA